Talaromyces rugulosus is the source of this 1587-nucleotide messenger RNA. RefSeq lists its product as uncharacterized. Lineage: Eukaryota; Fungi; Ascomycota; Eurotiomycetes; Eurotiales; Trichocomaceae. Gene Ontology annotation, molecular function: monooxygenase activity; oxidoreductase activity, acting on paired donors, with incorporation or reduction of molecular oxygen; heme binding. The record is from RefSeq and is a predicted model, not a curated record. The transcript is spliced from 5 exons. The coding region runs from base 1 to 1587 and encodes 528 amino acids.
AUGGUCUUCGUUCGUACCUAUCAGGCAUAUCCAUUGUCUGAAAAUGUGUCUUCCUCAACGAUCGUCCCCAUAGUCUCUUUCAUUGUAAUUAUUAUUUACCUUUUGUCAUUACUAUGGAGUGAGGUUUUUGGGUACAAAGUGCCUGUUUUUGGCAUCAAAUCCCUUUGGGAACCUAUCGUCGUGUCCAACUUUAGAUUCUUCCGCCAUGCAGAAGAUGUUUUGGUUGAGGGAUAUCGUGCAAGCAAAGGAGAAAUUUUCCAAUUUCGCCGGGCUGACACCAACAUGUUGGUGUUGCCUCCCAAGCAUGUCGAUGAUAUACGAAAGCUGCCGAACGAUGUAGCGAGCCCAACAGUUGCCCAUGUGCAUAAUCUGAUGGGAUCAUCUACCAAUAUGCACAUUAUUCUUCGCAGCAAUUUGCAUUUCCGUACCCUGCAGCUCAAACUGACACCCAACCUCAACUGGCUUACACGUCCUAUGCAAGAGGAGGUGAACUUUGCUAUAGAGAAAGACCUCACAAAGUCAGAGGAUGAAUGGGUUACCAUUAAGCCUUACCAUACACUCUUAGACUUCGUUGCCCGUGUUAGUGCGAGAAUCUUCCUUGGAAAACCACUCUGCCGUAAUCCGGAAUGGUUGGAAAUUUCCACACAGUUUACAGAGAAUGUUUUUGUCUCUCUUGUUAUUCUCCGUCUCUUGCCCAUGUGGACUCAUGGGAUUGUGAGCUGGUUUAUGCCCUCGUCAUACAAGGGCACCGCGUAUAUCAGAAGAGCCAAGAAACUCCUGGUUCCCGAAAUUCUUCGUCGGCGGGAGAAAGAGAGCGGGGGAAUUGGGGCUGAGGAACAAGACAAAAACAAACAGAACCUAUUAUCGUGGAUGAUGGAGAUUGCUACACCAGAGGAAAGCGAUCCUGCAUCUCUAGCCCAUCUUGAGGUUGUGAUGUCCCUUGCAUCGAUCCAUACUUCGCAGAUGAACGCCGUGCAUGUGUUGUACGACCUGCUAGCACACCCGGAGUAUCUCGACCCUAUCCGCGAAGAAAUUCGUGACGUGAUAAAAGAAACGGGGCCAUGGAUGACAUGGAGCAAAUCGGUUUUUUCAAAACUUCGCAAGCUAGACUCCUUCAUGCGUGAAUCUCAGCGUUUCAAUCCUCCGACACUUCUUUCUAUGCACCGUGUUCUCCUUCAGAAAGCACAGCUCUCAAAUGGUACCAUUUUACCAAAAGGGGCUCAUAUCAGCAUGGCCGUCAAUGCCAUUCAAAAUGACCCAGAAGUAACGUCUGAUCCUGAGAUCUUUGAUGGCUUCCGCUUUUACAAGCUCCGUCAGCGUGAAGGCGAGGCUCAUCUCCAUCAAUUCUCCACAACUGAGAGUAACGUUCUGAAUUUUGGUCAUGGACCAAACUCUUGUCCUGGUCGCUUUUUCGCUAGUUUGGAGAUCAAAAUCAUCCUGAUACGUCUGCUGAUGGACUUUGAGUUCAAAUUCAAGCAUGAAAACAAGCGACCUGAAAAUCUGCGAGCUCACGAAUUCAUCUUUCCCAACCCAGAUGCGGAGAUCCUGAUGCGCCGCCGUCCUGCCUCGGAGCGGCUAGAGAUAUGA